AGGUAAAAAACACAUAUUAUUGGCGAUAUGUGCUGUACUCGCGAAAUUUCAUGUUAACACCACAUUUUUACCAGAUGUUCUUAUUUUAUUAUCAUCAAAGUUUCGGUACCAAAGCUUUCAUCUAAGACAUCUUUAAUGCCAUUAUUUUUACUGAGUAUCCCACACUUUUUAUGAUUGUUUUCCACCUAAUCAUGACCUUGCAUUCCGUUUUUUUACAAAGUGGUAUAUAUUUAUGCUAAUUGAAAAAACAUAAAUUACGCUUAAACACAAUACUUACUAGAAUAGAAUUAGACACUGAUUGUCAGACUAAACCGGCCUUUAUAUUAAUCUCAAGGUGCCAAUUACUGGUACAAACAACUUGUCUGUAAAUACAUCACAUUAUUAUUGAUUUCUUCAGUAAAACGAGACAAUGGAUAAUUUGAAUGGGAAGUCAGUUGGACAUUAUCAAGGUUUCCAUACGGAAUCAUAGCCUCACAUAUAAAUAAGAAUAAGGAAGUAAAACCAGUUUCAUUAUGUUCUGUAUCACGUCCGAUGUAGUACGAAUCACCUUAAUAAUUAUGCUCAAAAUAACAUAUUUCACAGACGGUUAAACAUGACGGUUUAUGUUAUAUAUUUAGUGAUCGCAGUGAACAGUGUUGCAACUAACGCACUUUUCAUACCAAGAUCUUUGCCUGAAGAUGCUCUUCUGAACUUUACUGGACUGAGUGAAAAAUACGGACAUAAGGCUGAAGAACAUAGUGUUGUAACUGAAGAUGGUUAUGUUUUGACACUGUUUCAUAUAUCAGGAAAGAGGAAACCUCCAGUUUUGUUAUUACACGGUAUACAUGAUACAGCAGACACUUAUAUUUUAAGGGGAAAGAGUUCUUUAGCGAUCACAUUAGCGAACACAGGCUAUGAUGUCUGGGCAGGAAAUACUAGAGGCAAUAAAUACAGUAGGCGACAUAUCAAACUUAAUCCAGACACAGACCCGACAUUCUGGGACUAUUCUUUUCAUGAGCAUGGAGUAUACGAUCUUGCUGCUAUAACUGACUAUGUUUUGAAUGCAACAGGAGAACAGAGCUUACAAAGCAUCGGACACUCUGAAGGAACGACUAAUCAUUUUGUAUUAGGAUCGCAACGACCUGAAUACAAUGAUAAAUUUAGACUCUUCAUAGCACUAGCUCCUGUGGCUUUCCUAAGCAAUUUGAUAUUACCCGUGUCUGCAGCAACUGAACUUGGUCCUUUAAUAAACCAAGUAUUACUUGCUUUGAAAAUCGAAGAAUUAAUCAAUGAGAAAGGAAUCGAGAAAAAUCUUCUAGAUUUGAUCUGCAAUAAGGAAGACAUUGGAUACGAAUUGUGUUUUAAAGGACUUAUACUACAAGGUGCAGGUUAUGAUCCUAAACGUAUCGAGCCGGAAUUUUUCCCGACUGUUCUAGGACAUUACCCUGCGGCAGGUUCAAGGAAAAGUUUGCUACAUUACGCCCAAGUAGCUUUAAGCAAACGCUUCGCACUUUUUGAUUAUGGCCCUGAAGAGAAUAUAAAACGCUAUGGAUUUAAAGUGCCUCCUGAUUAUAAUCUUAGACAGGCUACUAUGAAAACAGCACUUAUAGUGGGGAGAAAUGACAACUUGUCCAGAGUUCGAGACGUGGAAUAUUUACGCUUUCUUCUUCCGAACAUUGUCGAGUAUCAUUUGAUGAGGCAAAAAAGAUGGAACCAUUUAGAUUUCGUCUGGGGCAAUGACAUGCCGGAGACCUUGUUUCCUCACAUAGUAUCGUUAUUAGAGAAAUAUAGCUGAAAAAGAGAACCAAUAGCUUUGGAAGACCCAAAAAUAGUUUUACUUAGAAUGGGACAGCUAAGGAAAUCUGCUGCUAUUGAUUUCCAGUCAAUAAGAAAGACUAGCCGAAGUACGUAAAAGCAAGGACUGUGAAUAUUAUUGAUGAUUCAAAUUAGUGCAUAGUGUACAGUGAUACGGAAUUAGAAAGAGUAAGCUGAAAAUAUUUCGAAUAAUAUCAUGUGAUUUAGAAACUUACUCGUGACAAUAUUUGGGCCGAUUUUUAGUAUAGUUAUCUUUUUUUUUUAUAUAAUUUGGUAAGCAUGAAGAACUGCUGUCUUGGUGGAAUAAACACGAAAUCCCGAUUUGGGAAAAAAAUAUGUAAUUUCAAAAAGUAUUGAAAUCUGAUGAAAAAAAUGCAACAAAAUAAAAAUCGGCCCAUUUAUGUUAAUGAGUAGGUGGGUCUAAAUUUUUUUCGUUGUCUUGUUUCUGUCACGCUUAACAAUAAAAAGUAGAGUGCUAUUUCAUGUAUUUAUAAGACACAAAGAAAAGGAAAGAAACAGUUAUUUCAACAUUUACUUAAACACAGAUUAUAAAAAAUUGGAUAAAAUCUGGGAUUAGAUUACAGGAAAUUUUCACAGACCACUUCGUUCGUUAGUUCUGUCUCUCUCUAUAUCACUCGAAUAUGCAAGAGGGGUUCACAUGUAAAUUCGAAUGUACAACACUUUUUUUUUAGUAGUAAUGUAUUGUAUGCAUAAUUAUAAUGCAUAUUCACCACUUGUGACAGUUAUGACGUCGCGUCAGUAAGUGCAACAUUUUGAAUAAAACCAAGGUAAUUGCGUGCUGAAUUAUUCAACAAGGAAAAAUCAAAAUCAUCCUUUUCAGUAAAGCAUAUGUAUGAAAGUUAAUUCAUACCCUAACUACCUUAAGAAUAUGUUGCUGAUCAAAAAUACACGCUGUAUAACGAAAUUUCUAUUAUCGAUGUUCGCGGUAAACUCUCUGUGAACUUCAUUAGCAGUACAUCGCUGUUUUUCACGGAUAUCACGGAAACAAACACCUUUUAAAAAUCAGUGUCAAUGCCAAAUGUAACAUUACACAUUUAUGGAUAACAUGGAAAUUAUUCAAGUUUUAAUUUGACGAGCUGCACAGAAAACUAGACAACAUCAGAGACAAGUAUGUAACAAAGACUAUCUAUCUCAAAUACGCUUUUCUCUUCGUUGGUGUAGAACUUGUAGAGCGUGUUACCGCACGCCACUUUAGGGUCAUAUCUUAACGGGUCGCCGCGGUAGACGCAACUAGUCGCCGGCCACCAACAAAAUGUGUACAGCUAUACAUAAAUAUUAUAGGGACAUUGAGGUAUCUACAAGUACUUUAGUGAAACAACCGGAUCUGAUAGAUGCUCGUUUAUUACUGGUUUUUGUACAUUACAAGUAGCCGCGCCUGUGUGCGCGCGGACGCACACAUGCAAAUACACCACAGACAUUCUUACACAAAUUGACUAAGUCCCACGGUAAGUAAGAAGGCGUGUGUUGUGGGUACUCAGUCAAUGAUAUUUGUACCUAUAUAAUAUACAAAUACUUAAAUACAUAGAAAACAUCCAAAACUCAGGAACGAAUAUCAGUGCUCAUCACACAAAUAAAUUACCUUACCAGGAUUAUAGGCAUAGGCAGGGUCACUAUCCACUAGGCCAGACCAGUCGACAAACCGGCCGGUCGUAUAUGAAAGUUAGGUCACAUGGUGUUCGCUAGAUAUGAUAGAGCGGUGAGAUGUGGCCCCUAGACCAGCACGUACCAUCGUGACACAGUGCAUUUACUAAUGCUCGUUGAAUCCAGGAAACUCCACAUUCUUUGGGCCGUAAUGUUCUGUGCCUCAUAGGGUUGCAACGCGCCGCCCAAUUUAGGUCCUUUUUUGACAUUAGCUGUCUUUAGUAUUAUCUAAUCUCUUAUAACAUUAGUAAGAUUAUGUAAUUCACCGACGAUAGUGUUAAACAUGUGAUCAUUCAAACGUUAAGGUCAUUGUUCCUUUGUUUUUGAAAUAUGAUUAUAAUUCACAUUAAAUAACGUUCAAUUUUAUAUUUUGUUCAACAGAUGACGUAUGUUGUUGACGCAUGAUUGUUUAUUUUUUAUUAACCGAGUUCAAAAACGAGGAGGUGCUUAUUUAUUUCUUUUAUUUUUCGGAAUUUUUGAUUUUUAUUACGGUAUUUAAUACAGUUAUUACAGUAAUAGAGCAAAAUCCCAGAGCCGGCAGACCUUACUUAUUUUUAGGGCUCGCGGUCGUGUCCGUGAUUCGUGAACCCGUAGCCGUGCGCCCGGUUUCGUGAUUCACGGCAACGGUUUUAUGGUCCGUUCCGCACGUGACAUUCGGCUACGUGAAAUUAGGGUACGUGAAUCCGUGUAGAUCCGUGUAGGCGUGAUCACGGCUUCACGUAUCUUAAGAACACGCCGGUUCGGUCCGCCCGCGACGUUGAGUGAAGAUACGAUGCGGUCUCUAAGAGCUACGAAUAAAUAUUUAUCAUGAAUUUUUUAUUCAUAGCUCUAAUUUCGUUUCAUUACUUUUCAAUUAAAAUUUAUUUCCAAUAGUAAGGCUUUGUAAAACCUUCGCUGGUCUCAGGUGUUGUCGAGGUGAUAAAUAAGAGUGGACUGUAUAGUAUAGACGCUGGUUUACUCCCAAAAUUACAAAAUACAAAAGGUGACAAAGUGAAUAGUCGUUGGGGGAUUGGACAAUAACGGUAAGUUUUUGAAAGCUCUGUAAACUGUCAACGUUUUU
Messenger RNA from Cydia pomonella (codling moth), 4516 nucleotides. RefSeq names its product lipase 1-like. Gene Ontology annotation, molecular function: hydrolase activity, acting on ester bonds. The record is from RefSeq and is a predicted model, not a curated record. The transcript has a single exon. Gene Ontology annotation, biological process: lipid metabolic process. Lineage: Eukaryota; Metazoa; Arthropoda; Insecta; Lepidoptera; Tortricidae. The coding region runs from base 593 to 1774 and encodes 393 amino acids.